AUGGCAGGUGAGAACCAGACUUAUGUGACGGAGUUCACGCUCCUGGGCUUCUCCCGUGGCCAGCCCUUCCUCUUUGUUCUUUUCCUGGCCAUUUACCUGGCCACACUGCUGGGUAACUCUGCAAUACUUGCCCUCGUGUCCCUGGAUCCCCAUCUCCACAGUCCCAUGUACUUCUUUGUCAGUCACCUGUCCUGCUUGGACAUUUGCUGCUCAUCAGUGACGGUGCCCAAGAUCCUGGCAAAUGCCCUGCGCCCACAGGCAACCAUCUCUUACUGCGGGUGCCUGGCACAGAUGUUUUUCCUGAUGGGGUGCGCAGGGGCCGAGUGCGCACUCCUGGCUGUCAUGGCCUACGACCGUUACGCUGCCAUAUGCCAGCCCCUGCACUAUGCCCGUGCCAUGAGCCGGGGUGUCUGCGUGGUGGCGGCCGCCGGCUGCUGGCUCUGGGGGAUGCUGGACUCGGCCGUGCACACCCUCCUAGCCUCCAGGCUCGGCGCUGCCCGGCUCCAGCACAUCUUCUGUGACGUCCCCCCACUUCUGAGGGCCGCCUGCAGCAACACUCGCCCCAGCGAAGUGGCACUCCACGCUGCCAGUGUCUUUGUGGGCCUCACCCCCUUCCUGCUUGUCUUUGUCUCCUACCUCCGCAUCCUGGCCACUGUCCUCGGGAUGCCCUUGGCCACCAGCCGGCACAAGGCCUUCUCCACAUGCUCUGCCCACCUGCUUGUGGUCGCCCUGUACUUUGUGACGGCCAACCUGAACUACAACCGGCCCAGCUCUGGCUACUCCCCGGCAGCCGACACACUGAUCUCCGCACUGUACUGCAUCAUCACCCCCAUGCUGAACCCACUCAUCUACAGCCUCCGCAACCAGGAGGUGCGGGGGGCCCUGCGGAAGGCUGUGCGGGGAUGGGGCACGCUGGGCUCCCCAGGUAGUGACGCGUGA
Molecule: messenger RNA, 939 nt
Organism: Leptosomus discolor (cuckoo roller)
Lineage: Eukaryota; Metazoa; Chordata; Aves; Leptosomiformes; Leptosomidae
Product: olfactory receptor 1F1
Biological process (GO): G protein-coupled receptor signaling pathway
Cellular component (GO): membrane
Molecular function (GO): olfactory receptor activity; G protein-coupled receptor activity
Source: RefSeq, a predicted model, not a curated record